Molecule: messenger RNA, 1880 nt
Organism: Cheilinus undulatus (humphead wrasse)
Lineage: Eukaryota; Metazoa; Chordata; Actinopteri; Labriformes; Labridae
Product: NXPE family member 3-like
Exons: 7
Coding region: 1-1635 (544 amino acids)
Source: RefSeq, a predicted model, not a curated record
AUGGACCUUCUACAGGAACAAACCAUCAAUAUGUUCCAGCCUAAUGGUUCCCAUGUCUUCUUACAAACAGAGUCAGAAUAUAAAGAAAACUCCUCCAUCAUCCUCAAGAACACGACUUCUGCUCCUUACAUGCCUCAAGGCUUCUGCACCUUCAAGCCACUGUCUCCUGUAGACGCUAAGGAGGAACGCCUCUUACUAGACUCCAUCGCCUGGCCUGAAACUCCACUUCUGCCCUCUCCUUUUUCAUUGAAUAUGACGAGUGAUCCUGCUCACAGCAAUUUCACCAUUCUCCCAGGGAGGAGUGGAGGACAGUGGCAUGUAGGAGAUCAGCUGGAGGUUAUGAUACAAAUAUAUGACUUUCAAGGGAAUGCCAAGAAGUCUGGAGGAGAUUUUUUGAUUGCACGGUUGCACAACAGGACACUUGAAGCAGGCGUGGCUGGGCGAGUGGUGGAUCACCUUAAUGGCUCCUACUCUGCUGUGUUCACUUUACUCUGGGAAGGAAGAGCACAGAUUGAGGUGACGCUCGUUCACCCAAGCGAGGCUAUCACAGUUCUGCAGAGACUGACCAGACAACAGCCUGAUAGGGUUUUCUUCAAGAGCAUCUUCCGAUCAGGCAAAGUCUCUGAAGCCACUGUAUGUAACGCUUGUCUACGUCAAACAAACAAACCAGUGUGCAACUUCACUGACCUCCGUACUGGUGACCCUUGGUUCUGCUACAAGCCAAAGAAGCUGAGAUGUGAUGCCAGGGUUAGCCACAUGAAGGGAGGAUUCAAGAAUGGACUCAAGGCUAAAGAAGAGAAGUUGUUCCAAGGGAAAAUCAACAUGAAAGUCUCCAUUCAGGCUUCGGGGCCAGCCUAUGUCACUGUGCUGCCACCGAGGGAAGGACAACUCAAGUUUAAACAAGGCAGCGGAAAGUCUGGACUCUCUGGGUAUUACUACCAGGGUGUGUGGCGACCACUAGAUGGCGCCAGAGUCCACCAAUUCAACAACACCUUUGCCAUCAGUCAGUGUCUAAAAGGCAAGACGGUCUACCUGCAUGGAGACUCCACCAUCAGACAGUGGUAUGAGUACCUCAGUGCUGCACUACCAGAUUCAAAGGCAGUAAACCUGUAUGGCCAGAAGCAAAGAGGACCUUUCAUGAUAUGGGACAACGCAAAGAAGAUCUUGGUGACGUACCGCUGCCAUGGUCCUCCUCUGCGUUUUGCCAGCGUCCCAACCAGUCAGCUCCAUUACAUUGCCAAUGAACUCGAUGAUUUAGUCGGUGGCAAAAACACUGUUGUAGUUGUUGGCAUUUGGUCUCAUUUGAGCACUUUCCCAUUACAGCUCUACAUCAGACGGCUUCAGAGCAUUCGUAGAGCGGUGGUCCGUCUGUUGAAUCGCGCUCCAGACACGCUGGUGGUCAUCAGGACUGCAAACCUCAAAGAAAUGAAUUUAUACACAACAUUAACUAACAGUGACUGGUACUCAUUUCAGCAGGACAAGGUGCUCAGAGCUGUGUUCAAAGGACUUAAUGUUCGAAUAGUUGACUCUUGGGAUAUGGUUCUGGCCCAUCACCUGCCAAACAACCUUCACCCGCAGCCUCCCAUUAUCAAAAAUAUGAUAGAUGUUCUCUUGUCUUAUGUGUGCCCCCGGUAGGGUCCGUGGAAGUUCACUUGAUCAGAGAGUGAGUUUGGGGAAUGUCAAGUGAACACAGUAAGUUUCUAUAUUAUCUGUUUCCACCAAAUGCUGCCUUUUUCCAUCCAGCAGUCAAUGCAGAGGCAAUAUUUAAAAGAUGUAGUAGUUGCAAUCUUUUUAUCCAUAAUAUGUGCAGAUAAAAAGACAGACUAAAUGGACAAAAGUAUUUGGCCACACUUGUUAAUUAUUGAAUUCAGGUGUUUCGC